GUUCGUGCUCUAAGAGAAGCAUUCUAUCGUCGAAAUCUUCCAAAUUUUAUGAAUUUAUUAGCAACAAUUUUAGUGUUUGCUAUUGUUCUAUACUUUCAAGGUCUCCGUGUCGAUUUACCUAUUAAAUCGACUAAAUAUUGUAGACAAUACAGUAGUUAUCCAAUUAAACUUUUCUAUACGAAUAAUAUUCCCAUCAUUCUUCAAUCAGCUUUAGUAUCGAAUCUCUACAUUAUAUCUCAAAUGUUGGUGGCUAAAUUUCAAGGCAAUUUAAUUGUUAAUCUAUUGGGAGUAUGGUCAGAUGUUGGUGGUGGUGGCCCAGCAAGGUCUUGCCCCGUUGGAGGUCUCUGCUAUUACUUAUCGCUGCCUGAAUCAGUAGGACAUAUUGUUCAAGAUCCUGUCCAUGCCCUCUUAUACAUUUUCUUCAUGCUGGGUUCUUGUGCGUUUUUCUCUAAAACUUGGAUUGAAGUUUCUGGUAGUUCAGCUAAAGACAUUGCUAAACAAUUGAAAGAUCAAAAAAUGGUAAUGAGAGGACAUCGUAACAAUUCAAUGAUUCAUGAAUUGGAUCGUUACAUUCCUACUGCAGCAGCGUUUGGCGGACUUUGCAUUGGAGCCCUUUCGGUACUUGCUGACUUCCUUGGUGCGAUUAAAUCUGGUAUAGGAAUCUAG
Messenger RNA from Chelonus insularis, 666 nucleotides. Its product is annotated as protein transport protein Sec61 subunit alpha-like. The record is from RefSeq and is a predicted model, not a curated record. The coding region runs from base 49 to 666 and encodes 205 amino acids. NCBI's taxonomy places the organism in Eukaryota, Metazoa, Arthropoda, Insecta, Hymenoptera, Braconidae. Gene Ontology annotation, molecular function: transmembrane protein transporter activity; ribosome binding; signal sequence receptor activity. The transcript has 3 exons. Gene Ontology annotation, biological process: post-translational protein targeting to membrane, translocation; SRP-dependent cotranslational protein targeting to membrane, translocation. Gene Ontology annotation, cellular component: membrane; Sec61 translocon complex.